GUCUAUUCGGCUUCGGCGCCGCCCAGUUCUCCCACUCCUCCGUCCGCCAAAAUUCCCUCCCCAAUUCCUCGUGCUCCCUUCUCGACCGCCGCCGCCGCCUCCUCCUCCUCGCCUGCUGCCUCCCGUCUCCACCGGCUUUUCCCCGCCGCCUCGAAAACCCCAGACCCUAGCCGCAGCCCGCAGGUGUAGCAGCGGGCUGCGGCCGCCGCCUCGCCCCGAUGCCUCGAGCCUUCGAAGAGAUCUCCGACGAGGAGUGGUCGCUUCACACCUUCGAGCCUUCGCGCGUCCUCAAGCGCUCCAACAAGCCGCCCUCGCAGCCUCCGCCGCCGAUCGAUUCAUUCCGCUACAACCCCAAGUCUUCAUCCGCCGCCGGCACCACCACCGCAACAGUCGUCCUCUCCGACGAUGACGACGACGACUUCGACCUAGGCGCGGACGGACGGUCGCGCCGCGCCGCGAAGAGCCAGCGCGGCCUCAAGCGCCCGCAUCACGGGGCCCCUUCGCGGGCCCCUCCGUCGACUGGCUCCUUCCGCCACAAUCAUAAACCCUCCAAGGCCGCGGUGGCCUUGGGAUUGUCCGACAGCGAGGACGAUGACUUCGACAUCACGGACCAUGACUUAGAUCAUCCUGCCUCGCCUUCGAGGACAUCACGCCGGCGCAGCAAAGGGAAGAGCCAACGCGUUCUGAAGCGUCCGCAGCAACGGCCCCAUUCGCAGGCUCCUCCUUCAAUUGGCUCGUUCCGCCACAAUCCCAAGCCCUCAAAGGCCGCUGCCACCACGGGGCUAUCUAACAGUGAGGAUGAUGACUUCGACCUCACAGACCAUGACUUGGACCUUCCAGUUUCAUCUUCCCGGACAUCACCCCGGCGCCGGAAUGCGGGCCGCCGGUUGUUAACUCCUGCCAUUGACAUGUCCGAGGAUGACUUAGACCUUCCUGCCUCGCCUUCGAGGAUGUCAGGCCUGCGCCGCAAAGGGAAGAGCCAACACGUCCUGAAGCAUCCGCAGCACCAGCCCCAUUGGCAGGCUCCGUCAAUUGGCUCGUUCCACCACAAUCCCAAACCCUCCAAGGCUGCCACAGGGCUAUCUGACACUGAUGAUGACGACUUCGACCUCACAGACCAUGACUUAGACCAUGCAGCUCCGCCUUCCAGGACAUUGCGUCUGCGCCGUGCUGCUGGCUGUCGGUUGUUAACUGCUGCCAUUGACAUCUCCGAGGAAGACGAAGACAUAGACCUUGCUGAUGACGACUUUGACUACCAAGACCCGAGGCCUUUUCAGCAACGCCCCUCUGGUCGACGAUUCGUGAUUGGGGAUGAUGACGGCAGUGAUGUUCCUGUAGCAGUGGAUGGGGAGGACGAUGAUGUGGUGAACUGGUCGGAGCUGGAGAACGAGGAUGAAGACGAGGAGUGCAAUGGGGGGACAAAUGUGCAUGUGGAGGAGCGCGGAGGAGAUGUUGUGGGAAUGGCAUUGCGCAAGUGCUCACGCAUCUCGGCAGAUCUGCGACAGGAGCUUUUUGGUUCAUCAGCACGGAAUAUUGAAAGCUAUGCUGAAACAGAUGCUUCUACUUGCCGGAUUGUUACCCAGGAAGAUGUGAAUGCUGCAUGCACAAGUGAGAAUUCAGGGUUUGACCCUGUUUUGAAGCCGUAUCAGCUUGUGGGAGUUAAUUUUCUUCUCCUAUUGCAUCGGAAAAGCAUUGGCGGAGCAAUUCUGGCUGAUGAAAUGGGUCUUGGGAAGACAGUGCAGGCUGUCACUUAUCUUACUCUGCUGCGGCAUCUAUAUAACGACCCAGGUCCACAUCUGAUAGUUUGCCCAGCUUCUGUGUUGGAAAAUUGGGAAAGAGAACUCAAGAGGUGGUGCCCUUCGUUUUCAAUCAUCAUGUUUCAUGGAGCUGGAAGGACUGCCUACUCAAAGGAAUUAAGCUCCUUAGGCAAGGCUGGCUGUCCAGCCCCAUUUAAUGUCCUUCUUGUUGGCUACACACUUUUUGAAAGACGAAGUGCUCAACAAAAGGAUGAUCGUAAGGCCCUGAAAAGAUGGCGAUGGAGUUGUGUUUUGAUGGAUGAAGCACAUGUUCUAAAAGAUAAGGGCAGCUUCCGAUGGAGAAACCUGAUGGCUGUUGCGCAACAUGCACGUCAAAGGCUAAUGCUGACAGGAACUCCUCUUCAAAAUGAUUUGCAUGAGCUAUGGUCAUUGUUGGAAUUCAUGAUGCCUGACAUAUUUGCCACUGGAGAUGUUGAUCUGAAGAAGCUGCUGAAUGCAGAAGAUCACAGACUAAUUUCACGCAUAAAGUCCAUUUUAGGGCCCUUUAUUCUUAGACGUUUGAAGUCAGAUGUAAUGCAGCAGCUUGUUCCUAAAAUACACCAUGUUAAGUUUGUCAUCAUGGACACAGAGCAGUCUAAAGCUUACAAAAAUUCCAUAGAUGAAUACCGUAGUGCUUGUCAAGCUCGUAGUACCAAGUCUUCAGUUGACAUUACCAAUAAUGUUGUUGGAUUGAUCCCAAAGCGGCAAAUAUCAAAUUAUUUUACACAGUUUCGCAAGAUCGCGAAUCAUCCUUUGCUUAUAAGGCGUUUUUAUAGUGACAAAGAUGUUGAUCGAAUUGCAAGGUUGCUCUACCCUAAAGGUGCAUUUGGCUUUGAAUGUACCUUGGAGAGAGCAAUCCAAGAGCUAAAGAACUACAAUGAUUUUGAUAUCCACCAACUAUUAAUAUCAUAUGGUGAUGCGGGUACAAAAGGUGCUCUAACAGAUGAGCAUGUUUUUGCAUCAGCGAAAUGUCAGACCUUAGCAGAGCUUUUACCUUCUCUAGCAAAUAAUGGUCACAGAGUACUCAUAUUUAGUCAGUGGACCACAAUGCUUGAUAUUCUUGAAUGGGCACUGGAAGUAAUAGGAGUUACAUAUAGACGUCUUGAUGGGGGGACACCUGUAACAGAAAGGCAAACUAUAGUGGACACUUUCAACAAUGAUCGUUCCAUAUUUGCAUGUUUACUUUCUACAAGAGCUGGAGGUCAAGGGCUGAACCUUAUAGGAGCUGACACAGUCAUUAUACAUGACAUGGAUUUUAACCCCCAGAUGGACCGGCAAGCUGAAGACCGCUGCCAUCGCAUUGGACAACAGAAACCUGUCACUGUCUACAGGUUAGUGACAAAAGGUUCGGUUGAUGAAAACAUAUAUGAGAUUGCGAGGCGGAAGUUGGUGCUAGAUGCUGCAAUUCUUCAAUCUGGAGCAGAGUUAGAUAAUAGCACUGAUGUACCAGAGAAGACAAUGGGAGAGAUUUUGGCAUCUCUUCUCCUGGCCUGAAGUUCUAAUCAUGGAGUGUCUCAGAGGUUUGCAGUGAUCCCUCACUCUCUGGCAUUUUCUUAAUCAAGCUUGCCAGUCCCAUAUUUUCAUCGUUGUUAUGUGUUCUUUUAUGCUUGGUGCUUGGAUAAUCUGCUUGUGAAGUUCUGUUAGAGUUCAUCUUUCUUGCUGAGGCAGUUAUAGUAAGUUAAGCAUUUUCAAUCAGAUCAUGUGACAUAUGGGUUUAUAUUACUUUGAGGUCAUCCCCUGUCUUUUGCCAUUAGAGCACUUCAACUUUGAUUGUCAUAUUAGAAUAUGGCUCAAAGGUGCACCACUUAUUAUAUUUCUUUAUCCCCCUGUUAAGAUUUGCCAUUAGGGGUGCAAGUUUUUGUUUCUUUGGAUCAUUGGGUUGACCAUAAACUCAUCCAAAUGUACUAACAAGAUUGAAAAUGAUCUAGGGGAUUGACCUCGAACUACCAUGCAGCACACAUUUUCAUUCGUGGAUGAGGUUUUAAUGAAUGUAAAUUAUCAUUUGUGACCUGAAGUAGAGAAAUAACCUGACACCUGUGAUGGUAUCAGUUAUAAUAGGAGCAUGACACUUGACUAGCACUUUCAAACUGCUCUGUACAAUGCCAUUUUUCUGACUUCCAAUACUCAUACCAGAAUGUGCUCUUUCUUUCUUUC
This is a messenger RNA of Panicum virgatum (switchgrass), 3950 nucleotides long. Its product is annotated as protein CHROMATIN REMODELING 19-like. Gene Ontology annotation, cellular component: nucleus. Gene Ontology annotation, molecular function: chromatin binding; ATP-dependent chromatin remodeler activity; DNA binding. The coding region runs from base 219 to 3290 and encodes 1023 amino acids. The record is from RefSeq and is a predicted model, not a curated record. Lineage: Eukaryota; Viridiplantae; Streptophyta; Magnoliopsida; Poales; Poaceae. The transcript has 13 exons.